This is a messenger RNA of Canis lupus familiaris (dog), 2264 nucleotides long. RefSeq names its product adenosine A1 receptor (gene ADORA1). The record is from RefSeq and is marked provisional. Gene Ontology annotation, molecular function: G protein-coupled adenosine receptor activity. Gene Ontology annotation, cellular component: membrane; synapse; dendrite. Lineage: Eukaryota; Metazoa; Chordata; Mammalia; Carnivora; Canidae. Gene Ontology annotation, biological process: G protein-coupled adenosine receptor signaling pathway.
CCUCCCCACCCCGGGCUUCCCACCACAGGUACCUGUCCCCGAACCCUCCGCGCCCACCUGCUGAUGUGCCCGGCCCGCGCCUGCCAUGCCGCCCGCCAUCUCGGCCUUCCAGGCCGCCUACAUUGGCAUCGAGGUGCUCAUCGCCCUGGUCUCUGUGCCCGGGAACGUGCUGGUGAUCUGGGCAGUGAAGGUGAACCAGGCGCUGCGGGAUGCCACCUUCUGCUUCAUCGUGUCGCUGGCGGUGGCUGACGUGGCGGUGGGCGCCCUGGUCAUCCCGCUGGCCAUCCUCAUCAAUAUCGGGCCAAGGACCUACUUCCACACCUGCCUCAUGGUCGCCUGCCCUGUCCUCAUCCUCACCCAGAGCUCCAUCCUGGCCCUGCUGGCGAUUGCCGUGGACCGCUACCUCCGCGUCAAGAUCCCACUCCGGUACAAGACGGUGGUGACUCCGCGGAGGGCGGCGGUGGCCAUCGCCGGCUGCUGGAUCCUGUCCUUCGUGGUGGGCCUGACCCCGCUGUUCGGCUGGAACAGGCUGGGGGAGGCGCAGCGGGCCUGGGCGGCCAACGGCAGCGGCGGCGAGCCCGUGAUCAAAUGCGAGUUCGAGAAGGUCAUCAGCAUGGAGUACAUGGUCUACUUCAACUUCUUCGUGUGGGUGCUGCCCCCGCUGCUGCUCAUGGUCCUCAUCUACCUGGAGGUCUUCUAUCUGAUCCGGAGGCAGCUCGGCAAGAAGGUGUCGGCCUCCUCUGGCGACCCGCAGAAGUACUACGGGAAGGAGCUGAAGAUCGCCAAGUCGCUGGCCCUCAUCCUCUUCCUCUUCGCCCUCAGCUGGCUGCCCUUGCACAUCCUCAACUGCAUCACCCUCUUCUGCCCCUCCUGCCGGAAGCCCAGCAUCCUCAUGUACAUCGCCAUCUUCCUCACGCACGGCAACUCGGCCAUGAACCCCAUCGUCUACGCCUUCCGCAUCCAGAAGUUCCGGGUCACCUUCCUUAAGAUCUGGAAUGACCACUUCCGCUGCCAGCCCACGCCCCCCGUCGACGAGGACCCCCCAGAGGAGGCGCCCCACGACUAGACGCCACCUUCUCCCGCCUGCCCACGUCGGGGGCGUCUCCGCCCCGGCCCACCCCCCCACUGACCCACUCCUGAGCCCUCCCGGCUGGGCUGCGGGGUGUGGGCGCCUGCACCUUGGGUCCUAGAGGAGGUUUGGGAGGACGGCCCACGGCGAAGGAACCGGGUGCCCUGAGGAGACGGAGAAAGUGGCUCGAGCCUCCCCAGCUGUGUGACCGGCCCACGGGCAGCCCGGUGCUUCAGGCCAGACGGACCUGGGGACACUGGGGCUGCGGGGGUCCCGUGGGCCCGGAAGGCAAGCUUGGGCUCCCGUGGAGGUCAGGGAGCCCGCUUGUCGCUGGUGCUGCUGCUGAAGCCCUGGAACAGAGCCCGAGGACGGGGGAGGUCCCCUCCGAGAUGCAGGGGAUGGAGAGAAGCUGGACAUCAAGGUCUUGCUUCCUCUCCUGUUCUGUAGAAGGUGGGAGAGCCCCUGGGCAGGAAUCAGGGGUCCUCAGCCCCUGCCUCCCGGGACCCUGAGCUCCUAGCCACGCUGGGUGCCGGGGGCCUGCCCCUCUUGCCCCAGGGCAACCGGGUUUGCACUUGGGAUGGGCGGGAAGAGCGGGUCCAGAAAUCAUUCCCAACCUUUACUUGAUCCUCCACCAGCCCCUGGCCCCUGUCGAAGGGCCUGCCACACACAGCCACCAGGUGGCAGCCCCGCGCCGGCUCAGCCGAGCCCCCCAGGAGCGGGAGCAGCGGGGCUGUGAGGGGCCACCUGGGCUACCGCCCCAUUAGCCCUAGAGGAUGCCUGCACUCUCCUAAGUGACACUGGCUGCUGCUUCUGGGCCGGGGACAGGGGGGCGCAGCCUCCGGCCUUGCGAGCGCUGCCCGUGGGCGCUCCCGGUGUGACUUGGCACAGGCUGCACCGCCUGAGGCUGAGGCAGGAAGGUCUUGCUGGCAUUUAAAUACCCUCAGGACCCCUGGCACUUAGCAGUUUCCAGGGCCUUUGGGGCUCUGCACGGUCUAGAUGGGCUUUAGCGCAUCCAGGGAAGGGUCCGCCCUCUGCCAAGCUCAGGGCCCGGGGCCCUUGUCCAGGGGGUGGGGGCGGGGUUCGGAGUGUGAACAGCAGCUCUAGGCCUGGAUUCCAGACCCUUCCCUUUCUCAGAGGUAGGCUCUUCCCUGGCUCCCAGGGGGGCCACCUUCUAAUAAAAGACUGUGGGUCUUGA